UUCUCUUGAUCACUUAUUUUCUCUCUCUCUGUCUUUCCACAGCGGAGGUGUAUAUUGGAAUGGGAAAGGCGGCGGAGGCAACAGCGUGUACGCAGGAAGCAGCCAACCUGUUCCCCAUGUCCCAUAACGUGUUGUUUAUGAAGGGUCAGGUGGCGGAGCUGCGGGGGAACGUGGACGAGGCCAAGCGCUGGUACGAGGAGGCGCUGUCCAUCAGCCCCACCCACGUCAAGACCAUGCAGAGACUGAGUCUGAUAUUGCAUCAGCUGCAAAGGUACAGUCUUGCGGAGAAGAUCUUGCGUGACGCGGUGCAGGUGAACAGCACGGCCCAUGACGUGUGGAACAGUCUGGGAGAAGUGCUACAAGCGCAGGGCAACGACGCCGCAGCGACCGAAUGCUUCCUCACUGCCCUGGAGCUGGAGGCCAGCUGUCCCAUCUUACCUUUCACCAUCAUUCCCCGCACCCUCUGAGACACUCCGAGCGCUCACCACCGACAAAACCUCUGUCCGUGAGUCAUGCAUGAACCACAGCCCUUAAACACACACACCGAAACUCUUCUUCUGUCCUGGAAUGCCUUUCCCACCCCCUCCGACCUUUUUAUCGGUUCUCAGACGUGGAUCUGCCGAACUCGAAUCGACACGGUUAUCAGUGUGAACUUUUCCACACUGCUUCACUCUCAUUGUUUUUGCCUUCCUAUUCCUUCCUUCUUUCUGUGCUAGAAUUUCCACCGGCUUCUGUAUAGUAGUGGUGCCGCUCACCCUAAAACCCCGCCCCCUCCAGCACUCCCAUUGGUCAGUUUCAUACCACAGUACAAGUGGACCAAUGAGAAACCUUUUCAAGCUGCUGUCACAGUGAAGCGGGUGACUGACACAGCGGUUUCAUCAAACCAUGGUGCUUCCCGAAGCAUGUCCCGAAACAUACAAUCUUGAGAUUCUAGUAGCUGUGUGUCAUACGAACCAGUAAUAACACUGACACAGAGGCGGUCAAAAGUGUGUAUAUGUGUGCCGUGUGUGUUUAUGAGUUAAAUGGACGGUCAGAGUGCGUGUGUCCUUUACAUGUGCUGGUAUCCAGGAUAUCCCUUCCUAUGUGGCGUGUGCACGUGUGUUUAUUUGGAAUGGAAUACUUGACACGCUGUUACAGUUGAUCCCUGUUACACAAACACAUGUUAUAAAGGUUGUGUUUCCAUGCUGUUGUUCCUGAGGGCAGGUGUGUCACCCGUGUUAUGACUCCUAGAGAAACAUUACGUCCCCCUCUGAUCAAACGCUGUAUUGUUUAUAUUCUGUUUGUACAAAAGAAUCGCCUAGAGCAAAUGGAACGGAUGCCAAAAGAACAACUACUCUAAAAGCAAAUAUUUUAUCUUGGUUCUCAUUAAAAGAGAAGAUAAAUCUAGUUUUGGACAUUUCGUUUUGUUCUUUGGUUUAUUUUUCCACAUUUAUCAUGAUUCAGAGGUCGAGAUUUAUAUUGUUGAUUUAUCAGAGCCUUGCUAUAUUAGAUGUUUAUUUAUCUGUGUGCUAGACAAGUGAAGACAUAUAUGUAUUCCGUGUGUGUGUGAUAACAUGAGGGACUGUUACAGAUGGACAUGUUAAAAUCUCAGAUACGCAAAAUAUCUUCAUAAUGGUCACAGUGAUUUCAUUUAUGUACGAGAAAGAGGAAUAUUGUAUGUGUGUAUUUGAAGUCUUAGCGGUGUCAAUCACAGGGCCAAACAACUGGAAAUGCUGUUUUAUGAUGUCAAUAAAUGAUCGAUUGAGAAAAA
Messenger RNA from Sinocyclocheilus grahami, 1750 nucleotides. RefSeq names its product tetratricopeptide repeat protein 7B-like. The transcript has 2 exons. The coding region runs from base 60 to 467 and encodes 135 amino acids. Gene Ontology annotation, biological process: phosphatidylinositol phosphate biosynthetic process; protein localization to plasma membrane. Lineage: Eukaryota; Metazoa; Chordata; Actinopteri; Cypriniformes; Cyprinidae. Gene Ontology annotation, cellular component: plasma membrane. Gene Ontology annotation, molecular function: protein binding. The record is from RefSeq and is a predicted model, not a curated record.